This is a messenger RNA of Gekko japonicus, 1989 nucleotides long. Its product is annotated as gastrula zinc finger protein XlCGF57.1-like. The transcript is spliced from 3 exons. NCBI's taxonomy places the organism in Eukaryota, Metazoa, Chordata, Lepidosauria, Squamata, Gekkonidae. The record is from RefSeq and is a predicted model, not a curated record. The annotation marks the transcript as partial. Gene Ontology annotation, biological process: regulation of immune system process; regulation of cytokine production; negative regulation of transcription by RNA polymerase II.
AUGCCCUCUCCUUUGGGUCCCGUUUCCUUUGAGGAGGUGUCCGUUGAUUUCACUGAGGCAGAAUGGGCCCUGCUGGAUCUGGGACAGAGAGCUCUGUACAGGGAAGUCAUGCUGGAGAACUACAGGAAUGUUGCCUUUCUGGCAGAGGAGGCUCAGAGCAAUGAAGAGGGCAAAGAACCUCAUCAGCAAAAAAAUGUCAGCAAUCGAGGCCGACCAAUGAGAAAGAAAGGCGGUCAUAUGCUUGAGAAGAGAGAUGGAAGACAGCAUAAUGUACAUAUUCCAAAGAACAGGAUAAUAAAGGCAAGAAAAUCCAUCUGGUGCAAAAAGUACUUCAGAAACAGAUCACAGCUCUUUGUACACCAAAGAAUACACGUAGUCGAGAAACUUCCUAAAUGCCCAGAGUGUGGAAAGAGAUUCAGUGUGACAGGGAAUCUUAAAUGGCAUCAGAGAACCCACACAGGGGAGAAACCUUUUGAAUAUUCAGUUUGUGAAAAGAGAUGCACUGUAAGUGGGAAUCUUCAAAAGCAUCUGACAACUCACACAGGGAAGAAACCUGUCAAAUGUUCAGCAUGCAGAAAAAGAUUCAGUCAGAGUGGCAAUCUUGAACUGCACCUAAGAACCCACACAGGGCAGAAACCUUUUGAAUGCUCAGAGUGUGGAAAGAGAUUCAGUGACAAUCGCAGUCUUCAACGGCAUCGAAGAAGCCACACAGGGGAGAAACCUUUCGAAUGCUCAGAGUGUGGAAAGAGAUUCAGUCACAGUAGUAGUCUUCAACUACAUCAAAAAUUCCACACAGGGGAGAAUCCUUUUGAAUGUUCAGAGUGUGGAAGGAGAUUCAGUCGGAAUGACCAUCUUCAAGUGCAUCGAAGAACCCACACAGGGGAGAAACCUUUUGAAUGCUUAGAGUGUGGAAAGAGAUUCAGUCAGACUGGCACUCUUCAACGGCAUCGAAGAAGCCACACAGGGGAGAAACCUUUUGAAUGCUCAGAGUGUGGAAAGAGAUUCAGUCACAGUAGUAUUUUUCAACUACAUCGAAGAUUCCACACAGGGGAGAAACCUUUUGAAUGUUCAGAGUGUGGAAAGAGAUUCAGUCACGGUGGUAAUCUUCAGAGGCACCAAAGAACCCACACAGGGGAGAAAUCUUUUGCAUGUUUCGAGUGUGGAAAGAGAUUCUGUGACAGUAGUAAUCUUCAUCAGCACCAAAGAACCCACACAGGGGAGAAACCUUUUGAAUGCUCAGAAUGUGGAAAGAGAUUCAGUCAUAGUGGCAGUCUUCGAAACCAUCGAAGAACCCACACAGGGGAGAAACCUUUUGAAUGCUCAGAGUGUGGAAGGAGAUUCAGUCGGAAUGACCAUCUUCAAGUGCAUCGAAGAACCCACACAGGGGAGAAACCUUUUGAAUGCUCAGAGUGUGGAAAGAGAUUCAGUGACAGUGGUAGUCUUCAGGAGCACCAAAGAACCCACACCGGGGGAAAACCUUUUGAAUUCUCAAAGUGUGGAAAGAGAUUCAGUUACAAUGGCAGUCUUCAAGAGCACCAAAGAUUCCACACAGGGGAGAAACCUUUUGAAUGCUCAGAGUGUGGAAAGAGAUUCAGUCAGAAUGGCCAUCUUCAACGACAUCAAAGAACCCACACAGGGGAGAAGCCUUUUGAAUGCUCAGAGUGUGGAAAGAGAUUCAGUCAGAGUUACAGUCUUCAGAGGCACCAAAGAACCCACACAGGGGAUAAACCUUUUGAAUGCUCAGAGUGUGAAAUGAGAUUCCGUUACAGUGCCAAUCUUCAGAAGCACCAAAGAACCCACACAGGGGUGAAACCUUUUGAAUGUUCAGAGUGUGGAAAGAGAUUCAGUUGGAGUGACCAUCUUCAACAACAUCAAAGAACCCACACAGGGGAGAAGCCUUUUGAAUGCUCAGAGUGUGGAAAGAGAUUCAGUCAGAGUUACAGUCUUCAGAGGCACCAAAGAACCCACACAGGGGAUAAACCUUUUGAA